Trichobilharzia regenti is the source of this 959-nucleotide messenger RNA. The record is from the annotation of a GenBank genome assembly. NCBI's taxonomy places the organism in Eukaryota, Metazoa, Platyhelminthes, Trematoda, Strigeidida, Schistosomatidae.
AUGUGUUCAUUUUCUGUUUUUUGUUUUAAAAAUUUUCAGAUUAUGUAUGUUACAGUUCUUCUGCCUUAUCUAUUCAUGUUUAUUUUACUUAUUCGUACUCUUCUACUCGAUGGAGCAUCAGUCGGAUUAAUUCAUUAUCUGAAACCUGACUGGUCGAAAUUGACAGAUAUGACAGUAUGGUCUGAUGCUGGAACGCAAAUCUUUUUUAGUUACAGUCUUGGUCUGGGUGUGCUGACAGGUUUUGGAAGUUAUAAUAAGAUUCAUCAUAAUUCUUUAAGAGACUGUUGUUUAUUCGCCGUGGCCAAUACCUUUACAAGUUUACUUUCCGGUUGUAUAAUAUUCGCUACACUCGGCUAUAUGUCGCAUAUAUCAAACAUUCCGAUGAAUUUGAUUGCAGAAUCUGGUCCAGGGCUGGGAUUUGUUGUUUACCCUAAAGCUAUCGGAACAAUGCCAUUGAGUUCAUUUUGGUCAAUAUGCUUCUUUUCAAUGAUUAUCUUACUUGGGAUUGAUAGUAUGUUUGGUGGCGCUGAAGGAAUCAUAACAGCUGUGGCAGAUUAUUUUCCAAAAGCAUUAGCUAAAACUUGGAUUCGUUGCACGUUUGUUGCAGGUGUAUGCAUAGUCAACUACUUAAUUGGACUAUCGAUGGUCACCAAUGGUGGAAUGUAUAUUUUCCAACUGUUUGAUUAUUACAGUGGAAGUCGUAUUAUCCUGAUUGUAGGCUUGCUGGAAUCAGCAGUCAUUGGAUAUAUUUACGAAUCGAGUAUCAUCAAUUCAUCAGGGACUGUCAACUACCACGGUGAUCAAAAUCAUUUCGACCAACAAGGUUCAACGUUAAUGAUGGAGAAUUCAUCAUUAAAUGUAUCACAUUUAUAAUAAAUAUAGUCGUCAUUUAUUGACUGAUGAUAGUUUCUAAACGAAAACUAAAAAGAAAAUUUUUUUCCUGCAACUUUAUUUCUACU